AAUCUUAAAGAUCUAUAAUAAAUAAAUAAAUUAUGGAUAGUAACUUCACCAUUCAAAACUUAACACCAAAAUCUUUGAUUGAGCAAUUCGGAUCUCCACUAUAUGUUUAUGAUGAAGACAUUAUAAAAAGAUAGUGUUAAACAAUUACAAAAGCCUUAUCAAAUUCAUUUGAUUAAGAUGCUAAGGUUUUGUAUGCUUGUAAAGCUAACACCAAUCCAAACAUAUUAAAAAUAAUGAGAUAAAAUGGAAUACAUGGCAUAGAUGCUGUUUCACCCAAUGAAGUUGAAGUAGCUUUGUAAGCUGGAUUUCUUAAUCAUUAAAUAACCUAUACAGCUAAUUAUAUGACCAAAGAGGAAAUCACAUAUGCAAUUCAAAAAGGAGUGAUUCUUAAUGUUGGUGAAAUUGACACUUUAUAUAAACUUAUAGAAUAUCAAGCUGAAGUAAUUAUUCGAUUAAAUUUGGAUGUCGGUAUUGGACAUCAUAGUCAUGUUAACACUGGAGGAAAUGAUAGUAAAUUUGGUAUCAAUCUCAUUUGGAAACAAUAAAUUUCUGAUAUCCAAAAAUAAGGUGUAAAAAUUAUUGGAUUACAUCAACACAUGGGUAGUAAAAUUAUGAAAAAGGAUCAUGAUUCAUAUUUAUUAGGAAUUGAAAAAUUAUUUUAAGCUGCCACCUAAGAAUUAGAAUUACCAUAUUUAAAAUAUAUAGAUAUUGGAGGAGGAUUUGGAGUCAAAUAUGAACAAUAAGAAGAAAUUAGUGAUUUGGACCUUCUUUUUUCAGAAAUUAAAAAGUUAUAUGAUAAAUAUUUCACAACCAUCAAACCAAUUUUAUUUAUUGAACCUGGAAGAUAUUUGAUUGCUGAAUCAGGUUAUUUAUUAUGUACAGUUCAAGCCAUUAAUACCAAUAAAUCUAAAACAUUUGUAGGAACUGAUUCUGGAAUGCAUCAUCUAAUUAGGCCAGCAUUAUAUUAAUCAUAUCAUUAAAUUAUAAAUUCAGAAUAAAAAUCAGUUGAAUCAAGAAUUGUUACUGUAUGUGGUAAUAUAUGUGAGAGUGGAGAUUUACUUGGAGUUGAUAGAGAUUUAAGAGUCGAAAUAAAUGAUGUUCUUGUUAUUUAAAAUGCAGGAGCUUAUGGUUUUUCAAUGAGUUCAAAUUAUAAUCUAAGAGAGAGACCAACAGAAUUGUUAAUUAGAAAUAAUCAACCAUAUAUAAUUAGAAAAAGAGAAACUUUAGAUUAUUUAUUGGCAAAUGUUAUAAAUUUAUGA
This is a messenger RNA of Paramecium sonneborni, 1259 nucleotides long. NCBI's taxonomy places the organism in Eukaryota, Ciliophora, Oligohymenophorea, Peniculida, Parameciidae. The record is from the annotation of a GenBank genome assembly.